This is a messenger RNA of Durusdinium trenchii, 2172 nucleotides long. Lineage: Eukaryota; Dinophyceae; Suessiales; Symbiodiniaceae. The record is from the annotation of a GenBank genome assembly.
AUGCCGAUGCGGACACCACAACCCGCAGUGCUGGCGGUGUGCCACCCCCCUGCAGCGGUGAAGCCACCUGUGGCAGCUGCAACGGCAGCAACAGAGCCGACGCUGGAGCUGUCGGCGACGCACAGCGUCGUGGGAGGAGGUGACAAGGGCCUCCUCGUGCGCCAGGGUGCCUCCUUGAGCUCGGCUGAGCUGGCCGAGCGGCUCCAGCGCGGCGCGACCAUCAGAGAAUUGGAGCUGCAAGCCCAGCGGAUGCAUUACCAGAAGGUGACAGGCUCUGGCCCCACUUCUGGUUGGAUCUCCACGCAGCUGAAGGGCACCGACCUGCUGCAGCCGCUCGCCGCGCCGCUCGCGCCCGACGGCGCCGCCCGCCCGCGCGGUGGUGUGCGUGUGGACCAUGGGCGGUCGCCGCGGGCGGCGGAGGCGUCGGCGCAGCCGGGCGCGGUGUGCUGCCUGGUGGGAGAGCUGCCGGUCUUGGGUGGUUGGGAUCCAAAGAGGGCGGUGAAGUUCAGCAAGAAGACGGUGGAGAAAGGUGCUACCGUCUGGACUGGCACCUUUGAAGGCGUGAAGGUGCCACCUGGUCAGCCGUUUAAGUGCUGCAUUUUGCAUGAAGCAAGCAAUACUUAUGUGUGGGAGGAGGCAGGCCCAAUGCAUUCCUGGCCAGCCUCCGACGAGAUCCAAGAAUUCGAGGCCGGCGUGCCUGCGCACACCGCGCCUGGGCAUGGAGCUCCUGGUGUGUGGCCGCCCAAAGUGACCCUCCCGAAGGUGGAGGCGGCGGCGCGGACGCUGGGUGAAGGCAUCGACCAGUGGAUCCCCUGGAAGCCACCAGCCAGCUGUGGGGCGGUGGAGGCUCCAAGAACAAUCUUCCAUGCCUUCCAUUGGCCCUUCAAGCUGGUCCUUGAGAGACUCAAGGAUAUAGCCGACAUGGGCUUCGACGCGGUACAGAUCAGCCCCGCGCAGAAGUCGAAGCAUGGGCACGAAUGGUGGGCACGCUACCAGCCGGAGGACUACGGCAAGAUUGAAGGCUUAGGCUCUUGGGAGGAGCUGAAAGAGCUUUGCCGAAGAGCCGACGAGUUAAAGCUCAGGGUCAUCGGUGAUGUUGUCUUCAACCACAUGUUGGUGGUUGGCAGCUGCCACGAGUGGCGUCAGGCGCAGGCGAACCCGGCGAGGCUGAAGCAGCUCCAGGAGCGCCUCGUGCGGGAGACCUCCAUGCGACUGGAGGAUUUCCAAUGGCCCUGGUUUGAAAUGUCUGGUGAGCACUGGGAUAACGAAAACCGCUACGAGGGCUGGGGCAGUGGUGAGUGGUCGGAGCUUCGCUAUUGUGAGCGGGUUGUGGCAGCACAGCAGAAGCAUUUGCGGCUACUGCUGGAUGCGGGUGUGCGGGGCAUCCGUUUUGAUGCCGUGAAGCACUUGCGCCCAGCACAUUUGGAGGAGCACUUGCAGCUGCUGCGCAAAGAGAAGGUCUUCGCGUACGGAGAGGUCUUGAGUGUGGACGAAACAAUGCACCAGGAGUACAUGGCGCUGUCGUGUCCAUCCACAGACUUCCCUUUGACAGUCUUCAUGUACCGGGCCCUGUCGGAGGGCACCGUGGCCGCCCAGGAGGGUGUCUCGGGUGCUGCUGCGCGCGUGGCCAAGGCGACAGGUCUGAAGAGUGCGAAGCGUUUCCCGACCUCCGCGCUCUCGGGGGACUCGGUCCGCUUUGCACGGAAUCACGACACGGUGAUGAAUCCGGGGCUUUACUACGGCCUGGGUGGCUCCUGUGUGGAGGCCAUGGGUUUGUGGGCUUGGCUUUUGGCUUUGCACGAUGGCAGCGUCUUGGUCUUCCCUGAGGAUUUGCAGAAUCAGGAGUGCGGCUCGAUGAUUUGCCGUGCCCUGCGCUUCCGAAACCAACUCCGGGCCGCCACCAGCUCGGAGGUUUGCCUCCGCUAUGAGCGCGGCGCCUCCGCGCGCCCAGCGCUGCUUCUGGUGGUGCUGCGGGGCCCGCGGCUGCUGGGUGCAGCGGUGGUGAAUCUGCGGGGUGAGCCGGUGGAGGUGCCUUCGCUGCCCUUGGAGCCUGGAAUCACCGGCACCUUUCGCCCGGAGUCCGGGGAGCUCCUGGAGUUGGACGACACCGGCCGUUUUCUGAAGCCUUUGGUGGUACCUGGGCGCGAUGCGCAAUUCCUGGUGGCGGUGUGA